UUUUCUUUUGCCGGUAAUCAAUUUACAAUCAUAAAAGGAGGCCUUAAACUAUCACUUUCAAUUAAAGAUUGGUUAUUCCAGAGUAAUCUCAAUACAUUACAAGUUCAAAUGUCGUCUGAUAUUCAAAUCGACACCAAUAGAGAUAAUAAAUGCAAUAAUGAUAAUAAUGAUGCAGAAAUUGAAUCGUCAUCAAAUAAUAAUUAUCUAUCAAAUAAUAUAAAUUAUUUAAAGAUCACCAAAAAUAAUAGAAUACUUUAUGCAAGAUUUCAAGAUAUAAUGCUAUCAGAUAAUAGACCAACAACAAUCCUAGCAAAAUUAAUUUCAAGUGAUAAAAGCUCUGUUAGAAUUGGAUUAAACUUACCCCAUUGUAGUGAUUGUUUAAUUGACCCAGAUUUUUCUUUAUUGGUUUCCACAGAUUAUAAAUUUGAAUGCAAGGAAAAAUCUAAAAAAUGGAUCAUUGCCGUAUCAGUAAUAUUGGGUGUCGUCGCUUUUGUAGCCAUAGCUAUAGGUUUAUAUGUAGCCCUUAAAAAGAGCACAGUUUUAAAAAUUAAAGUUUAUAAACUAAAAAAACUUUUAAAAAAUAAUAAUUAA
Messenger RNA from Dictyostelium purpureum, 591 nucleotides. RefSeq lists its product as uncharacterized. Lineage: Eukaryota; Evosea; Eumycetozoa; Dictyosteliales; Dictyosteliaceae. The annotation marks the transcript as partial. The record is from RefSeq and is a predicted model, not a curated record. The transcript has 2 exons.